CCGGGGCCGGGGCCGGGGCCGGGGCCGCGCCGGGCAGCGCCGGGCAGCGCCGCGGCGUCUCUGCAGAAUUUGGACUGCUGUCAUCCAGUGCAGAAUAACUGAGAGAGCGUGGCUGAGACUGUUGAUCAAAUUCUGUAUACUUGACAAAGAACUGUCAGGAUGGGAAAUAGUGCAUUGAAAGCCCACUUGGAGACAGCACAGAAAACUGGUGUUUUUCAGCUAACAGGAAAGGGACUUACAGAGUUUCCUGAAGAUCUGCAGAAGUUAACAAGCAACCUAAGGACAAUAGACUUGUCAAACAAUAAAAUGGAGAUCUUACCGCCACUGAUAGGAAAAUUUUCCUUUCUGAAGAGCCUUGUUCUAAACAACAACAAACUGACUGCUUUACCUGAAGAGCUGUGUAAACUGAAAAAACUGGAAACACUGCACUUGAAUGGCAAUCACUUGAGGCAGCUACCGGCUGCGUUUGGACAACUUUCGGCUCUCAAAACCCUCAGCCUUUCUGGAAACCAACUUCGGACUGUGCCCACACAACUGUGUGCUCUUCGUCACUUGGAUGUGGUAGAUCUUUCCAAAAACCAGAUCCAAAAUGUGCCUGACACUGUGGGAGAAUUGCAGGCUAUUGAACUCAAUUUGAAUCAGAACCAGAUAUCCCAGAUCUCAGUGCAGAUCUCCCACUGUCCACGGCUCAAAGUCUUGCGUUUAGAAGAAAACUGUCUAGAACUCAGCAUGCUUCCUCAGAGUAUCCUCAGUGAUUCUCAGAUCUCACUGCUAGCAGUAGAAGGCAAUCUCUUUGAAAUCAAGAAACUCAGAGAACUGGAGGGUUACGACAAGUACAUGGAGCGGUUUACAGCUACAAAGAAGAAGUUUGCCUGAUCGUUAUUAUGAGCCUGUGUAUCCCUGGAAAGAAGAGUUAGUGACUGAAGCGCCUGCUUCAGAGACUUAAACCAAGACCAAUGAAGGAGAUGGAUCAUACUGUCCUCUCUACAUAGUCUGCUAAGCUAAGGCAACAUCAAAUAAACUUGAAGUAGAGAACAUAGGUAUUGAACUGAUGAACCUGCCCAGGGGCUGGUUUAGAUUUCUUACCAUUAUAGCUUUUAACACACUACUCAUUCUCCUUUGUCAGAACUCUAACCAAAAAGAAAAGAAAAAAAAAAAAAAGAGAGAAUGAGUGUUUUGAAGUUGCCAGCUCCUCUUUGUGAGGAAGCUUAUUGCUUUGUAAGAGGAUUACUUCUGGAAACAUUUUUUCUAUGCUAGUGCACUGAAGUUCUGCUACCAAAGCAGAUCCAAAACGUUGUCAUAUGUCUUGCUGUCAGCACGUUACAGAGAAGAGCUUUCAAAGAUGUUAUAGUUCUUAACCUGUGUAAGACUUUAUGAAGCACAAAUAGUUAUGGCUGUUUCAUUAACUGCUUCUAGUAAACAAAUCAUGUUUUUAGCAUCCAUCAUUAUUCACACUGUACUUUACAGGCUUUCUUUCCCCAUAAGCAAGAAUUGCACUACAACCCCCCUUCUGCCUGAACUGUAUCUAAUAAAAAAUAGGUUUCACCUUCACUGUAUUCCAUAAAAAUGUAUUUUGCUGGAGAAGAUAAAAUCAUUGCACUGA
Messenger RNA from Rhea pennata, 1603 nucleotides. It is a transcript of the gene LRRC57, whose product is annotated as leucine rich repeat containing 57. The record is from RefSeq and is a predicted model, not a curated record. Bases 160 to 876 code for a protein of 238 amino acids. The transcript has 6 exons. Gene Ontology annotation, molecular function: protein binding. NCBI's taxonomy places the organism in Eukaryota, Metazoa, Chordata, Aves, Rheiformes, Rheidae.